AUGUCACUUUUAAUAGCCAACUUACAUGAUGUUUUAGCCAUGCUUGCGAGUGAUCCAACUAAAGAAACUACUGCUUUGAAGCAACAAUUGGAUCUAAUUCAACCUAAUGAUGUUAUCGACAAAUCCGAAAUUUCAAUUAUAGAGAAUAUUUUCUUCAAUUAUGAUUCCGUAUUUAUGCCUUGGGUUUGGAAGGUUUGUGAAGGUAGUUGGAGCUUAAAGGAAUUUGUUUCUAAUCUG
This is a messenger RNA of Racocetra fulgida, 237 nucleotides long. The record is from the annotation of a GenBank genome assembly. NCBI's taxonomy places the organism in Eukaryota, Fungi, Glomeromycota, Glomeromycetes, Diversisporales, Gigasporaceae.